Messenger RNA from [Candida] anglica, 2990 nucleotides. The record is from the annotation of a GenBank genome assembly. NCBI's taxonomy places the organism in Eukaryota, Fungi, Ascomycota, Pichiomycetes, Serinales, Debaryomycetaceae.
CUUUGUAGAACAACAUUGAGGUUGCAUUACAUAUAGUGGAUCGUACAAGAUGGUCAAAUCAUAUCAGCGUUACGAACAAGAGCGUUGCUUUGGUGUGAUAAGCUCGCAAUCCAACAUUGUUUGGGUCUCUAAUCCAAGCAGCUCUGCAGGAAGAGCCAUCACAUCUGGACUCGAAGAAAUUUUAAUUUGGGAUGUCAAGACAGGUGAAGUAGUAUCUAGAAUGCGUGACGGCCUCACACCGGGUGCCUCGAACGCCCUGACCUCACAGGCCCCACUGUCAGUCUCAUACUUGUGCCAUCAUGCCGAAACAAACAUUUUGGCAGCUGGGUACAAUGAUGGAUCUAUCAAGAUUUGGGAUAUGACUUCUGCAUCAGUUUUAAUCAACUUCCAAGGCCAUAAAUCCGCCAUCAGCAUCUUAAAGUUUGACAAGAGUGGUACCAGACUUUGUUCUGGAUCCUCAGACUCAUCUAUCAUUUUGUGGGAUUUAAUUGGAGAAGAAGGUCUUUUCAAGUUGAAGGGCCAUAAAAGUCAAAUAACUGGAGUACAUUUCCUUUCUGAAGAUCCAGAGACUAAGGAAGUUGAUGAAUUAGAAGAUUACCUUGUCAGUGUCUCUAAAGAUGGGUUAAUCAAGUUGUGGGAAUUGAAGACUCAACAAUGUAUCGAAACACAUGUGGCACAUUCCAAUGAAUGUUGGUCGCUUGGAAUCAAUGAUUCAAACACCAUGGCCAUUACCAGUGGUAAUAAGGACCAAGUCAAGGUAUGGACCAUUGACUUGACUCAACCAGACACCCAGAAGUUCGUUGAAAAGGGAACUUUUGAAAAGCAAAGUAAGGCCAGAUGUACCGAGAUUCAAUUUAAACAAAGACCUGUAGAUGUAUUUUAUUUACAAAAUGCAGACAGAACCAUUGAAAUCUUUAGAUUAAGAAGUGAAGAGGAAAUCAAGAAGGGGAUUACCAAGAGAACCAAAAGACUUAGAGAUAAGGGUUUUGAAGAUGAAGAAAUCUUACAAUCAUUGCAAGAAUCUGAAGUGAGUAUGAUGAUUACUCCAUUCACUACUGUGAGAACCACAUCCAAGAUAAGAGCUUGUACAUGGGUCAAGACCAACAAGAGAUUAGAUUUAGUGAUUUCUUUGAGUCAAAACUCUAUCGAAUAUCAUAAUAUCCCAGUUCCUGAACAAGUGAAGAAGGUUCAACCAAAUGAAUUAUAUUCUGUUAAGAAACACUCCAUUGAUUUAUUGGGUCAUAGAACUGAUAUUAGAGCCAUGGACUUGUCCUCUGAUAACAAAUUACUUGCCACUGCAUCCAAUGGUGAAUUAAAGAUUUGGAACAUCAAGACUAAUAACGUUCUUCGUACAUUCACCAUUGGUGGGUAUGCCUUAUGUUGUAAGUUUUUACCUGGUGGGACCUUAGUUGUAGUUGGGUUUAAGAAUGGUUCGUUAGAAUUGUACGACUUGACCACUUCUUCACUUGUUGAUACCAUUGAAAGAGCACAUGGAUCUUCCGAUUCAGAUGAAGAAAAUGGAUCUGCUGUAUGGUCUUUGGAUAUGACUUCUGACGGUACCACUCUUGUUACUGGGGGUAAUGAUAAAACAGUCAAGUUCUGGAACUUUAAAGUAGAACAAGAAUUGGUUCCUGGUACCAACACUACGAUUUCACAAAUGAAAAUUGUUCAUAAGCAAACUUUAGAACUUGAAGAGGAAGUUUUAUGUGUUAAGAUCUCUCAAGAUUCCAAAUUUUUGGCAAUCUCAUUAUUGAAUAAUAAUGUUCAAGUUGUAUUUUUGGAUUCAUUAAAGCUUUUCUUAACCUUGUAUGGUCAUAAAUUACCAGUGUUAUCAAUUGAUAUUUCUGAUGAUUCAAAAAUUAUUAUCACUUCAUCUGCUGAUAAAAACAUCAAGAUUUGGGGGUUAGACUUUGGUGAUUGUCACAAAUCUAUUUUCGCUCAUCAAGAUUCUAUUAUGAAUGUUAGAUUCAUUCCUGAAAGUCAUAAUUUCUUUUCCAGUGGUAAGGAUGGAUUAAUUAAAUAUUGGGAUGGUGAUAAGUUUGAAUGUAUUCAAAAGCUUCCAGCUCAUAAGCUGGAAGUAUGGUGUUUAUGUGUGAGUAAUGAUGGUUCGUUUAUGGUUUCUACAUCUCAUGAUCAUUCUAUAAGAUUAUGGGAAGAAACUGAAGAUCAAGUGUUUAUAGAAGAAGAAAAGGAAAAGGAAAUGGAUGAACAAUAUGAAAACACAUUAUUGGAUUCUUUAGAAGAUGAGAAGCCUAUUAGAGGAGAAGGAGAUGAGGAUGAAGAUGAUGAAGAAUCUGAAGCUACCAAGGUUAGUAAGCAAACUGUUGAAACCUUAAAAGCUGGUGAAAAAUUGAUGGAAGCCAUUGAUAUUGGAAUCAUUGAUGUACUUGAAUCAGAAGAUUAUGAACAACAUCUCAAACAAUUUAAUGCUAAGAAGACCACUGUUCCUCCCGUUAAACCAAAUAGACAUACUAUUCUUAUGGCUUUCAAUAUGAAUGGACUGGAAUAUGUGAUGAGUGUUCUUAGUAAAAUCAAACCAUCUCAAUUGGAUGAUGCCUUACUUGUUUUCCCAUUUUCUUAUUCUUUGAAGUUAUUCAAAUUCAUUCAAAUUUGGACCAACAAGUCUAAUAUUACAAGCAAUGUGACUAAUAUCUCAUUGAUUUGUAAAGUAUUAUUCUUUGUGGUUAGAUCCAAUGCCAAGGAAUUGGUCAAUCAAAAGGAUCCAGGUAUCAAAAACCAAUUGAUGGAAGUGAAGAAACAGAUUCGUGAUGAGCUUGAAAAGACUAGUGGCCAACUUGGUUACAAUAUACUGGGACUUCGUUUUAUUAAACAACAAUGGAAACUUACCCAUGAGACUGCAUUUAUUGAUGAAGGUGAACAACAAGCAUACGAUGAUCUGAAGGCUAAAAAGAGAGUUUUCACCACAAUCUAAUGAUAUCUACAGAAUAGAAAUUGGAGAAAGGAGAGAAAUGGCUUACAUAGAGAGAGAG